Linum trigynum is the source of this 1941-nucleotide messenger RNA. The record is from the annotation of a GenBank genome assembly. Lineage: Eukaryota; Viridiplantae; Streptophyta; Magnoliopsida; Malpighiales; Linaceae.
AUGGGUUGCUUUUACUCUCGGCUGGAGAGAGAGGAAAUGGUGUCGAGAUGCAAGUCCAGGAAGAGAUACAUGAAACAGCUGGUGGAAGCUCGACAAGCCAUGGCUAAUUCCCACGCAAUGUACCUUCGCGCACUUCGCUCCACUGGAGCAGCCCUACUCACCUUCUCCAACAUCGAAACCAAUCUCCACCACCCCCACCUCCGCCCCAAUUACAACCACCACCACCGCCACCAACCGGCGAUCCCGUCCCCCUCGCCUCCUCUCCCGCCGCCGCCGCCUCCUCCAAUGAGCCCCAGCUCCGACACCACCUGGACCUCGAUCUCCGCUUCCCCUGCUCCGCCGCCGCCUCCGCCGCCGGUUCCUCAGUCUUCCAGCUGGGAUUUCUGGGACCCUUUCGUCCCUCCCCCGCCGUCGGCCACUCGGUCGGGGACGACCAUGGAGGAGGAAUGGGAGGAGGUCACCACCAUGACUGUCUCUGAAGCGGCGGUUACUGGCACGGCCAGCGCCAGCAUUACGGCGCCGCCAUCGAUGAUCAGCGGGUUGACGACGGCGAGCGGCAGCGGUAGUGAGCUGGCCAUGGUGGUCUCGAGGAACAGUAAAGAUCUGGUGGAGAUUGUGAAGGAAGUGGAUGAGUAUUUCCUCAAAGCAGCUGAUGGAGGAACCCAGCUCUCUCUGCUCCUCGAGCUCCCUACUUCUGGUUUCUCCGCUCAAAGCAGCAAAGGGGGUAAAGUCUAUAACUAUGGCUGCAAUUUGGCGAGUCCAGCUUCAUGGACAUGGAGUUCAAGCACCAAACUGAAUGGGUUUGGGAAAAUGGGAGACGAAAUGUCCAUUUGCAGCAACAUUGGAGACGAGAAAAAAGGAUUCAGCCAUUGCUCUACCGUGGAGAGGCUGUAUGCUUGGGAGAAGAAGCUAUUCGAGGAGGUGAAGAAUGCUGAGAGUAUAAAGUUUGAGCAUGAGAAGAAAGUGGCAUUGCUAAGGAAGCUGGAAUUGAAGAGGGCUGAUUAUUUGAAGACUGAGAAAACAAAGAAGGAAGUUGAGAAACUGGAAUCUCAAAUGAUGGUUGCUUCCCAGGCCAUUGAAUCCACCUCUACCGAGAUCAUCAAGUUGAGAGAGACUGAGCUCUACCCUCAGCUGCUUGAGCUGGUAAAAGGGCUGAUGUGCAUGUGGAGAGGCAUGUACGAGUCCCACCAGGUCCAAACCCAUAUCGUACAACAGCUCAAAUACCUCAACACAAUUCCUUCCACUGAACCCACCUCUGAGAUUCACAGGCAGGCAACCCUUCAGCUGGAGCUCCAAGUCCAACAAUGGCACCAAUCCUUCUGCAACUUAGUGAAGGCUCAGCGAGAUUACAUCCAGUCCCUUAUGGGCUGGCUGAGGCUGAGCCUGUUCCAGUUCAGCAAAACCCCAAUCUACUCCAGAACCACUCAGGAAUCCAAGAUUUACUCGCUCUGCGAGGAAUGGCACCAUGCGGUUGAUCGGAUCCCGGACAAAGUUGCUUCUGAAGGGGUCAAGAGCUUUCUGACUGUAAUCCAUGCAAUUGUAGUUCAGCAAGCGGAAGAGCAUAAGCAGAAAAAGAAGUUGGAAUCUGCGUCCAAGGAGUUUGAGAGGAAGGCGGCAGAGCUUAGGUCGCUUGAGAACAAGUAUGGAUCAUAUUCAAUCGCUGAAAGCUCAGUUACUAGUAGAAGCAAAGACCCGGUUGCAGAUAAGAGAGCCAAAGUCGAGGUGUCGAGAGCCAAGGCGGAAGAAGAGAAGAUGAAGCAUGACAAGUCGGUGAGCAUCACCAGGGCCAUGACAUUGAACAAUCUACAAAUGGGUUUCCCCCAUGUGUUUCAGGCAAUCGUCGGGUUUUCCAGCGUUUGUAUGCAUGCGUUCGAGUCAGUGUACAACCAAGCCAAAACCGGCGGCAACCCUCAGCAUGAAGUGAAGAGAAUAAUGGGCUAG